UACAGUACUGCACAACAUACGCCCAUGGUACAGAAGAAGUACUUUUGACAGUGUUGGUGUUUUUCACGUGUUGGUAACUAGUAACAAGUAACUACCGUGUGGCGGUAACGACUGAAGCGGAGAUGGUGAUUUGUGAUGUAAACAUGAGAAAGUCUGUCUCUUCAUGUAUUUAUAGAGAGGAUGAAGAAUUCGAUACUGCAGAUGAUGUGCUGAAGUACGUGUAUGACAAUACAUGCGCAUGGUGCUGUGAUGUCUUUGAUGAAGGUGAACCCACAUUACGGUGUGCUGAGUGUGAUGCACACCUAUGCGCAACAUGUUUCAGUCAAGGUCAACAGCCAGGACAACACCGGAACUAUCAUCGCUACACUGUUAUACCUCCCACCAAAUUAAGUUCUGCAGUAGGCGAUGAGGCCAGCGGAUGGACUAUAUCAGAGGAAUUGACACUGCUCUCAGCACUGGAGAAGUAUGGGUAUGGUGACUGGGAAGCUGUUUCAGAGGCUGUAGCACGUACCCCAGAGGAGUGUCAACGACGGUAUGACUCUCGUUAUGUCUCGUCUGCUGGACCGUUUUCAUGGCUUCAUGAAGUCUCCAACUCAGGAAGUCACAUCUGUCGUCAUACAAUGAAGAGGAACAGUGAUCAGCGGAGUAAGGAGGAUGAUCUAGACAGAGAUUUGUUUGCUUCCUUCAAAACUGAUACUCACCUGCCUUGUUUAGACACUUCUUUAAUGCAGAAAAAGCCUAGCUUUGGAAAACUGUUAGUUGAAAAACAAAAUUCAGAAGAAAACAGUUUACCACUUUCUUAUCAUCCUGUGGUAUCCAAAAACUUGCCAGGGGACAUUACUUUGAAGGGUGAACACAUUAGGCAAAACACACAGCAUCAUCAGCAAUUGGCAGUCAGUUCUCCUCCUCCUCCUUCUCCUCCUCCUCUAAUAAAUGUUGCUGCUUCGUGGAGACAAACGAGCUUUGGACUCAACAGAGGUGGUGAUUUCAAAAAACCUGGCAAUGAAAUGUGUGGGACUGUCAAAUGCCUUAAUGGGCAUGUUGUAAAUAGCACAUUAGGAGAUAGCUCAAGGGAGAAGGCAAGUGAAAUCCAGCAAAUAAUCUUUGAUGCUAGAAAAGUUGUUGGUGGGGACUCUGUACCAGAAUCUCAGAAGCAGUGCUGCAUGGAAAGGAACCAUUCAGUUACCCCAGAGAAAUCUUGUUGUGUUGGAAGAAAGAUGGCUCUGUCUUGUCCUCUGUUGGAGGACGAGUCCUGCACAUUGGAAACAGGACACUGGAAUUGUAACAGAACACUUACACUUCCCAGUGAAAAUACCACAUUUAUUUGUCAUCACUCAGAUGUGUCACAUGUAUUAAAUAACAGUGCAACAAAUGAACAAAUACUGGAAGACCAGCAGCUAUAUAGCGGGGAAACACACUAUCAGUCGUAUAAACAAGAAAAAAAUAUGUCUUCAGAAGAGUUCUUGGAAGCUUGUGGACACCGCUUGGCUGCUGCAGAAAUUUUGCCAGAGUAUUUGUCACAAUACAUGCACACAGUACGUGGUACAGGGAAUAAGCGACUACCCGUUCCUUGUGGCAAAAUACACAAAAAGCCAGGCAAGAAACCACUGCACCGGCUACGACGCCCUCCUCCUAGCUCAAUACCCGGAUACUCAGCUGCACGAUCAGAGUUUGAUAUAGAUUACGACAAUCAUGCAGAAUUAAUGACAGUUUGUGUAGCUCACGUGGAUUGGUCGGACGAUGACCCAGAUGCUGACUUGCAGCGUGCACUAACACUGGCAGCUGUCACUGCAUACAAUAGGCGCCUGUCGAAACGACUUGAUGCUCACAAGUUGAUAAGAGGCCUUGGUUUAGUUUCAUCAUCAGGUGGAUUAACUCUGGGGCCAGGAAGGUUAGCUCCAUUUGCACGGCUGCUAGCACCACUGCCAGCCGCGUAUCACAUGCUGCUGACAUCACUGUCACACAGUGUCGACCUCCGCCGACGUAUAACGUGCCUGUCCCAGUUACGAUCAGAAGCCGGUCUGUGGCGCAUAUCCCAGUGUGCACUCUACCGGCGACUUGCUCGCAACAGAGAGCUUGCCAUUCGAGAAAGACGUGCAGAUAGGCAAAGGAUAAAUCUCACUUCUGGCCCUUCUACAGUCCGUCUGGAUGGAAUACCUGCAGCGCCACGCUCUCGAACUGUUGCAGCUCCACUAGAUGUUUCUGCCCUGCCCGGUGCAAAUCGCCUGUCACAAUCAGAGCGAGAGCUUUGCUCUGUUACCAGAAUCCUUCCUCAGGCAUACCUUAACUUUCGGCGCAUAUUGGAAAAUGAAAGUCGUCGCUGUGGUGGUUCCUUGAAACUAGCCCAAGCAAGGCAGCUUAUAAAGAUAGAUGUCAACAAAACUCGGAAGCUGUACGAUUUCCUUAUUCAGCAGGGCGUGUUUCAGCAAGCAUGAUACGUGGCUGUUUUGAUUUGCAGGGUCAUAAAUGUGUUACUCUGAGACACUUCUGUGUUGUGAGUGGAGAUAGGUUGUGGAAAACUUAGCAACAAAUGACACUUUUUCGCAGUUUGCAGUGACUUGAGAUUAUAUAGUAUUUUUGAGCUGUUUCUGCAAACCACCAAGUAAUUUGCAUUGAGAAGCCAUUAUAAUUACUUUGGGUGUG
This is a messenger RNA of Schistocerca cancellata (South American locust), 2643 nucleotides long. RefSeq lists its product as uncharacterized. Gene Ontology annotation, biological process: chromatin remodeling; regulation of transcription by RNA polymerase II. Lineage: Eukaryota; Metazoa; Arthropoda; Insecta; Orthoptera; Acrididae. Gene Ontology annotation, cellular component: SAGA-type complex; nucleus. The record is from RefSeq and is a predicted model, not a curated record. The transcript is spliced from 4 exons. Bases 123 to 2435 code for a protein of 770 amino acids. Gene Ontology annotation, molecular function: zinc ion binding; chromatin binding; protein binding.